This is a messenger RNA of Cuculus canorus (common cuckoo), 810 nucleotides long. RefSeq lists its product as uncharacterized. The transcript is spliced from 3 exons. The coding region runs from base 1 to 795 and encodes 264 amino acids. The record is from RefSeq and is a predicted model, not a curated record. NCBI's taxonomy places the organism in Eukaryota, Metazoa, Chordata, Aves, Cuculiformes, Cuculidae.
AUGGGGCGUGGCCAGGGCGGAGGGGCGUGGCCAGAGCUGGGCGUGGCGCUACCUGCUCUGUUUGGGAAUGGCAGUGGGGACUUGGCCAGGGAAGAGAGGCGGGGCUACAGCGCGGGGGCGGGGUCACAGCAAAAGGGGGCGGGGUCACAGCCAGGCACAGUGCCAAUUGUGGGGGCGUGGCCAGAAAAGGGGCGGGGCUACGGAGGCCGCCGUGUGGGCGUGGCUUCAUCGCGCUCGGGGCUCCGCCUCUGCUUCCUUCCCCGCUGCACCGGAAGUGACGUCACGCAUACACUUCCGCGUCCUUCGCCGCCAUGCCGCCCUUCGCUCGCCUCCUCCGCGCCUUCCCGCGUCCCGUGGCCCCGCGGCUCGGCCCGGCCCGGCGCGGAGUCACCUCGGGGCCUCCGGAAUCGCCGCUGGGGCCGGGGGAAAGCGCCGUGGGGCUCCUCGCCAUCGGCGCCGCCUGCCUUGGCCCCGCAGCGUGGGUUCUCGCCCACCUCGAGGACUACAAGAAACGGGAGUGACCAGGACGCCAUCCCCCCCAUCGCACCGGGACCACCGGGGGACCCCAAGCAUUCCUUCGCCAUCGCCACUGGGACCACCGGGACCCCAAGAAUUCCAUCACCAUCCCACUGGGACCACCCAUUUCCCCCCCUCCCCUCAAUAAAUGUUGUCCUCUCCCCUCCCUGUGCUGAGAGGGACACUGACAUCGUGGGACGAGUCCAAAAGCUGCGUUGCGAGGAUGCGAUGCGUGUUGCUAGGGUGGGUUUGAGAGGCUUUCAUCCCUUAAUUCCCUAAAACGCCCCAUUUUAC